UUCAAAAGGGAGCAAUUUACCAUUUGAAAGCGGUGGCACACCAUGGGAAGCGAUCGCAAGGUGAACCUCGUGUCAUCCGAGGGAGAAUCGUUUGAAGUGUCCGUGGACGUCGCCAAGAACAGCAGACUGAUCCACGAACAAGUUGAAGAGGAUGCGGAUGAAGGCCAAGAGAUCCCCCUCCCCAACGUCAAGACGAAUGUGUUGAUCAAGGUCAUCGAAUUCCUCAACUACCACCACACGACCCCCAUGAAGGACAUCCCCAAACCCAUCACGACCAAGUUCGAAGAUGUGGUCGAGAAGUGGGACUUGGACUUCAUCGACCAACCGUACGAGAUGAUCUUCGAGCUCAUCUUGGCUGCUAACUACCUGGACAUCAAGGCAUUGUUGGAAUUGGCGUGCGCGAAAGUCUCGGGCAUUAUCUUUGGCAAGACCCCCGACCAAAUCCGAGACAUAUUUGGCAUCGAACAACCGUUCACCCCCGAAGAAGAAAAGUUUAUUCGCGAUGAAAACAAGUGGCCCGAAACGGGAUAAGCAGCGUCCGUCGACGCCGCUUUUGCUGCCCCUCCUGCCGACUCUUACGUCAUGACGACGUGCUUGAGGGAAUGGUUAUGAUACAUCUUACGUGAUUUAGAUUGCUUUUUAUUGCUUAGUGUACGUGCAUGUACGUGCAUAUGUUGCUUUGAUUGCUUAGCAACUUGGUCCGGUGGCAUGGAUAGUAGUACUACUAGUAGUCCGCACACAGAACUACUAAGGUAUAUCCGGAUACGGAUAAAUUGUU
Messenger RNA from Aphanomyces astaci, 778 nucleotides. RefSeq lists its product as hypothetical. The coding region runs from base 43 to 531 and encodes 162 amino acids. Gene Ontology annotation, biological process: SCF-dependent proteasomal ubiquitin-dependent protein catabolic process. Gene Ontology annotation, molecular function: cullin family protein binding. Gene Ontology annotation, cellular component: nucleus; cytoplasm. The transcript has a single exon. Lineage: Eukaryota; Oomycota; Saprolegniomycetes; Saprolegniales; Verrucalvaceae. The record is from RefSeq and is a predicted model, not a curated record.